This is a messenger RNA of Kwoniella mangroviensis CBS 8507, 2286 nucleotides long. RefSeq lists its product as uncharacterized. Lineage: Eukaryota; Fungi; Basidiomycota; Tremellomycetes; Tremellales; Cryptococcaceae. Gene Ontology annotation, cellular component: MutLalpha complex. The transcript has 12 exons. Gene Ontology annotation, biological process: mismatch repair. Gene Ontology annotation, molecular function: ATP binding; ATP-dependent DNA damage sensor activity; ATP hydrolysis activity. The coding region runs from base 1 to 2286 and encodes 761 amino acids. The record is from RefSeq and is a predicted model, not a curated record.
AUGACGGACGAGGCAAUUCAAGUCGACUCUGCACCUCCAGUAGGCGAGGUCGAAUACGAGCCACAGGGUCCUAAGCCUAUAAGGAAGUUGACCAAGGACGUGAUCAACCAAAUCGCAGCUGCCGAGAUAAUUCACCGUCCAGCCAACGCAAUCAAAGAACUACUCGAAAACUCUCUCGACGCAGGUUCAUCCUCCAUCAAGAUCACUCUCAAGGAUGGUGGUCUAAAGUCAAUCCAAAUUACAGAUAAUGGCCAUGGUAUCAACAAAGCGGACUUACCAUUACUGUGUGAGAGGUAUGCUACUUCGAAAUUACAGAAGUUCGAAGAUUUGCAGAAGUUGGGUACAUACGGUUUCAGAGGAGAGGCAUUGGCUAGUAUAAGUUAUUGUAGUCAUGUCGAGGUGAUAACCAAAACGAAAAAUGAUGGAUGUGGUUGGAAAGCAAAUUUUCAAGAUGGAGUGAUCAUCCCUUCAAAGCCUGGUGGUCCCGCUGAACCGAAACCUACGGCAGCUAAUGAUGGGACCGUCAUCACCGCGGAAGACCUAUUCUAUAACAUGCCAUUACGAAAACGAGCCUUCAAAUCACCUUCAGACGAAUAUACGAGGGUCUUAGAUGUCAUCACAAAGUACGCCGUGCAUAACCCACACGCGAGCUGGUCAUGUAAGAAGGCGGGAACAAGUCUACCUGAUAUAUCUACACCAGUCAAUUCCACUGUCAAAGCGAAUAUUGCCAAUCUCUAUACUCCUUCUCUUGCUGCCGAGCUUUUGGAAAUUCCUCUGACGGUCUUACAACCUGAAUCGAAAUUGUCAUCUACGAUUAGGGGUUGGGUGAGUAAUGCGAACAGUAAUUGGGCUAGGAAGGGCGGUUGGUUAUUAUUCAUCAACAACCGACUGGUCGAAUCUAACAAGAUCAAAAAAGCUAUAGAUGCUUUGUAUACUGCUUAUCUACCUAAGGGUGCUUCUCCUUGGGUAUAUCUAAGUCUCGAAAUCGAUUCCGCGAAGAUUGAUGUCAAUGUCCACCCUACAAAAUCAGAAGUGCAUUUCUUGAAUGAAGAUGAGAUGAUAGAUGGGAUAUGUGGGGCAGUACAGACUGCUUUGGCAGGUGCCAACGUGUCUAGGUCAUUUUCUGUUCAGACCCUACUUCCAGCUGCUGAUCGACCUAUGGAAAAACGAGGUGAAUCGUCCACGUCUGCAACGACUCUGUCCAAACCCAAAUCGACAAUCAAGAAACCCGCACCAAAUUAUAAAGUCCGUAUGGACCCUUCGAACCGUACAUUAGAUUCUAUGGUGACAGUCGUUGAUCCCUCACAAUUAUCUGGUUUUGCCCAAUCGGGUUCGCAAAUCCCAGACGACAUCAGACCACAUAAGAGACGUGCGGUGGUCGGUGAGGGAAGUGCCGAAGAACCGUUGAAUAUCGAUGAUGAGGAUGACGACUCAAUGGAAGAAGAGAGAGAGAAAGUGAGAUGGAAUGAAGGGUAUAACAGUAGUGGUGGGAAGGGGAAAGAAAAGGAUAUACAGGAAAGUAUAUGCGAGUUUGAUAGUAUACUUGAAUUAAGAAGAGCAGCGAGGAAAGGUGGUAAUACGGAUCUAAAUGAAAUCAUGCGUAAACAUGCCUUUGUGGGUAUAGUAGAUAAACAGUUAUGUUUAUCCCUCAUACAACAUAGUACGAAAUUGUAUCUCGUCGAUCACGCUUCUCUAGCGGAUGAACAUUUCUAUCAACUUGGUCUAAGGCAAUUCGGCGCUUUCAACAGAUUACGUCUCGAACCAUCUCCGAACUUGAGGGAAUUAUUGAAAUUGGCCGCAGAGGAUGAACAGCGUUUGAUAGAAGCUGGAUUGGAAGUCGACGAUGUUGUAGAGACCAUAUACAAUCUACUGAUGGAUAAAAAAGAAAUGAUAGAUGAAUAUUUUUCAUUAUCAAUUACAUCUCAAGGUGAUAUCGAAACAGUUCCAAUGAUAUUAAAAGGUUUCACACCGAAUUUAGAUAGAUUACCUCACUUCUUGUUAUGUCUAGGUACGAGGGUAAAUUGGGAAUCUGAGAAAGAAUGUUUUUCAACAUUCCUACAUGAACUAGCAUUCUUCUAUUCACCUAGACCAUUCUCCGAUCUUCCUUCGAAUACAAGCACAGACGAGGAAGGCACAGAGGAAGAGAAGAAUCAUCAAUCGUGGCAAUUGGAACAUAUCUUAUUCCCCUCUUUUAGAAAACAUACCGAAUGGCCUAAAAUCAUGAUGAAGGAUUUCAAUAUGAUUGCGAAUUUACCUGAUCUAUUUAGGAUAUUCGAAAGAUGUUAG